UUAAUUCAUUAGAAACUAUUAGAGACUAUUAACACGUACACAGACAUUUGCAAAUAGACUGAGUUUUAAGCGCUUCGAAUAUUAUUUACAUAAUUUGACCUGUUUUUUUUGCAACAGAAAAUUUGUAGUAAAAUGAUAUAUUAGUAGCGAGAAAAGAAAAAAAGAGACUUCGGUCAGUUUCAACACCGCGUUGGCACGCAAAACCAACCGAUGUUUCCGUCGUGCGGCUUGUAAACAUUACAUCAGAGGGCUGCACUUAGCAAGACUGCAGAUUUGAUAAUUUAAGCUAAGCGAUAUAGAAUAAUAAAUAAUCGCGGAAAGAAUGUCAGAUAAACCGAGCAGAACAAUAUGGUCUUUUUGUAGACAAUUAUCAGCGAUGAUGAUCUGUCUCAUUUUUAUCGUCAGAAAAUCGCGUGAUUCGGAGAUCGGUGUCGCAGAUAUUUACGCGAUGAUCCGCAUGAUAAUUGUAGGCAUAAUUGGAUCACGUUUUGUCGAAGCUUCCUCAGAGGGCCGUAGUAACCGGGCGAGGAAUCCGAAAGACAUUAGACGUUGAUUAGACGUGAGGGACGUGACAAAGUCUAAUCGGUCAUGUCGGUCUUGAUUGAUUCUAGCCGCUUCUAGUAUCGAACCAGCGUUCGAUUAUCCCAUCGACGAUUUUAUUUGGGAAUUGGAAUCUCAGAUAACAUCGAUGCGAGUAUCUACUUGUAUCCUGGCCGGCCGGUGGGGCGACAAGUGUUAUCGUACAAAGUUCACGAGCGUCGCUCGAUAUAUAUAAGGUACAUGUGCUUCGUUGUCGCGGGUUUCUCUGGCCCGUUCAAAGAUUCGCACGCGCUUAUGAUCUCUAGUGAUAGAUAAUUCCAAGAGAAGAUGGGUAAGUUAGGAAGUAUUCGGCCGCCGGAGAUGCUGCUGCGAAUAUACUCGCUAUGCAUCCUGGCGCUAGAUCUCAUGACGUUCCUCGUCGGGGUGGGCUGUACGAUCCUGGUCGCAGUCUACAGAAUGUUCAAGCCGCCACCGUUAAAGAAUCUCAACUAUGAAGUGGCCAUGGUCGUAGGUGCUGGUCGUGGAAUAGGCAAGGAGCUUGCUCUGCAGCUGUGCCAGUUUGGUGUCGUGGUCGCUUGUGUGGAUAUUAAUACAGAAGCCUGUACCGCCACUGUGCAGCGUGCCCAACAGCAACAUGGAGUGUGUAAGAACUAUCAGUGCGACGUGAGAAAUAAAGAUGCAGUCGUUCGAAUCGUGAAGCUUAUUAAGAAUGAAUUGGGAGACAUUACAAUGCUUUUCAAUUGUUGUGGUUUACCCAGCCCACGUGCAUUAAUACAAGAAUCAUCAGAAGUAAGAGACAUUAUGAACGUGUCGGUCAUUAGUCACUUUUGGUUGCUGGAUUCAGUUUUACCAUGUAUGCGACACGCUGGUAAAGGCCACAUCACGAUCCUAUCUUCUGUCGCUGGUCUCUCCAAUGGAUCGAGUGGUCGUGGAACCAGAGUUCCUUUGUCCACCGCGCAAUUUGCGGUCCAGGGAUUAGCAGAAUCCUUGCACAUGGAAUUAAGACAUUCAAACAGCAACAUUAUUGUUUCAUUGGUCCACGUUUAUCCAUUUAUUGUUGCGACGGAAAUUGCGAAAGAUAUACGCUUUAGAAUACCGAGUUACUUUGGUACAAUGCCUGCCGCAGAAGUUGCUAAACAAAUUUUAAACGGCGUUCGGCGAAACUAUGCAGAAUUUAGCGUACCGGGAUAUUUGCUUUAUCUCGGACAUGUACUCAGGAUUCUCCCAAAAAAGGCAUCUUUUAUGUUGCGCGAUUUGUUAGACACUGGAGUUGACUUUGCAUAAUGUUAUAUAAACGUAUCUUAUAAUUAUAUACAUAUAUAGAUAUAUUUUAUAUACGAUAUGUGCACGCAUUAAGAUUACGUUUAAGUAGAUGUUUAUUUCAUUUUUUAACAGAUUUAUUACUCUUAAUAUUCUUACUGCACAAUUUCUCAGCAAGACACUUUCUGCUGAUAUUUUUUUAUGUCUUUAUAAAGUUGUUUUGUAUUAUGUAUAAAUUUUACUUAAAUCUUAAGAGAAAGAAUGCAACAAAUGUGAGAAUUUAUGUAACAAAAAUAUUUUAUUAUUUUUUAUACACUUGGAAAUUAUAUUCAUUAUGAAAAAACUGUUUAUUACUUUCAUAUGACGUUAAGUGGAUUUGAUUCUAUUAUAUAUAUAUAAUUUUUUUAACUUAAGCACAUAACUAUUCUCUCUUUAACUUUUAACGUAUAUAUGAAAUAUACAUAUAUGUUGAGACUGAUUUGUAAUGUAAUAUAUGCAUAAUGAAAUCAAUUUUAUUAAAA
Messenger RNA from Monomorium pharaonis (pharaoh ant), 2321 nucleotides. Its product is annotated as 17-beta-hydroxysteroid dehydrogenase 13. The coding region runs from base 868 to 1824 and encodes 318 amino acids. NCBI's taxonomy places the organism in Eukaryota, Metazoa, Arthropoda, Insecta, Hymenoptera, Formicidae. The transcript is spliced from 7 exons. The record is from RefSeq and is a predicted model, not a curated record. Gene Ontology annotation, molecular function: oxidoreductase activity, acting on the CH-OH group of donors, NAD or NADP as acceptor. Gene Ontology annotation, cellular component: lipid droplet.